GGGGGACGGAUUGUAGUACAGGCGGUUUCACUUGGCAGUCGUCCACGGGCUAGGCGGCGUCGGCUAUAUAACGCCGAGUGCUCGUCCCCCAGCCACAGUCUUCAGGAACAUCCCUCAGCGGUCGGGCGAAAGUACAGCAGAGAUGUUCGGGUCAGCUGUGUUGGGCGUGGUGGUGGCGCUAGCGUGGUCGGUGACAGCCUUGCCUGACUAUGGGGCACCACCGUCAUCAGGAUACAUCAAGGUGGAACCACUCUCCCCCUCCUACGGCCCUCCCCCCAAAGAACAUCACUGUUAUCCGAAAUACGUCACCAAGACCAUGACUAAGGAUGUGCAGGAUACCCAAGGACACUACGCCACAGUGGUGAAGGAGGUCCCCACCACCUUCUAUGCUUAUAUCACUGAGACGCUGGUGUAUCCCAAGACCAUCAUCCAGUACUCCACCAUGACGGCAUAUGCCGAGCCCAACAUCUACACGGAAACCAAAGUGUUGUAUGACACUAAGAUGGUCACCGUGCCGGUGUACAUGACUGAGUCUGCUUAUGGAUACAACACAGCCAAGCAAUACUUCACAGAAACAACGGCUGUCUACGUGACACGUACCGAGACACAAAGCUACCCGAUGACCAACACCGUCACCAAUACGGGAUACGAGACCAAGGGCUACUAUGUGACGCAGACCAAGGUGCAGCAACAGUACGUCACCAUGACAGUCACUAACCCUUACUACGUAACCCAUUACGAGACCCAGGUCAAACAGGAGUACGUGUACAACACCGUGACCCAAACAGAACACGGUUAUGUUACCAUGACAGAGUACGUCACCGUGCCUGAAUAUCACACCGUGAGCACCAAAUGCACCUCCUCCACCAUGAUGUAUGGCUACGGCUACUAGUGCCGUCACACCGCCACACUGCGCCCCACUGCGCCCCCAGCCCCCGGACACCUGCUGUACGCCCGCUGCCCGCCCGCCUGCCCGGACCCCCGCCCACCAGGCUUCACAACAGUAACCUGGUGGGCGGUAUUCCAUCUUCGCGGUCCUUGGCGGAUGCCGCGUGAUCCGGACCGCCCAUCUGGAUCACGCUGACCACAACUGUGGUCUUAAUGUAAAUAUUUUUUUUUUUUUCCAUACUGAUAUCACUUGUGUAAAAAAACAAUAAAGUUUCUCGCUAA
Molecule: messenger RNA, 1170 nt
Organism: Scylla paramamosain (green mud crab)
Lineage: Eukaryota; Metazoa; Arthropoda; Malacostraca; Decapoda; Portunidae
Exons: 2
Coding region: 143-892 (249 amino acids)
Source: RefSeq, a predicted model, not a curated record